Peromyscus maniculatus bairdii (prairie deer mouse) is the source of this 1180-nucleotide messenger RNA. RefSeq names its product clathrin light chain A (gene Clta). The record is from RefSeq and is a predicted model, not a curated record. Gene Ontology annotation, biological process: clathrin-dependent endocytosis; intracellular protein transport. Gene Ontology annotation, molecular function: clathrin heavy chain binding; structural molecule activity. NCBI's taxonomy places the organism in Eukaryota, Metazoa, Chordata, Mammalia, Rodentia, Cricetidae. Gene Ontology annotation, cellular component: plasma membrane; postsynaptic endocytic zone cytoplasmic component; clathrin coat of trans-Golgi network vesicle.
GCUUCCGCUUCCACCUUCUCCCUCCUCUCGCUCGUCCUCCAGUAGCAGCCGCUAGCACAGUGUCCGCUGCGGGGCGCGGUGUCGGCGGGUCGGUCGGUUGGCGUCGGCUUCGGGGUCGCUGCGGUUGAGUUGGGCCGUCAUGGCUGAGCUGGAUCCAUUCGGCGCUCCCGCCGGUGCUCCCGGGGGCCCCGCGCUGGGGAACGGGGUGGCGGGCGCCGGCGAGGAAGACCCGGCCGCGGCCUUCUUGGCGCAGCAGGAGAGUGAGAUUGCGGGCAUCGAGAACGACGAGGCCUUCGCCAUCCUGGACGGCGGCGCCCCCGGGCCGCAGCCGCACGGCGAGCCGCCGGGGGGUCCGGAUGCUGUUGAUGGAGUGAUGAACGGUGAAUAUUACCAGGAGAGUAAUGGUCCAACAGACAGUUAUGCAGCUAUUUCAGAAGUGGAUCGAUUGCAAUCAGAGCCUGAAAGUAUCCGUAAGUGGAGAGAAGAGCAGACGGAGCGCUUGGAAGCCCUUGAUGCCAAUUCUCGAAAGCAAGAAGCAGAGUGGAAAGAGAAAGCAAUAAAGGAGCUGGAAGAAUGGUAUGCGAGACAGGAUGAGCAGCUACAGAAAACAAAAGCAAACAACAGGGUGGCAGAUGAAGCUUUCUACAAACAACCCUUCGCUGACGUGAUUGGUUAUGUCACAAACAUAAACCAUCCUUGCUACAGCCUAGAACAGGCAGCAGAAGAAGCCUUUGUAAACGACAUCGAUGAGUCAUCCCCAGGCACUGAAUGGGAGCGGGUGGCCCGCCUGUGUGACUUUAACCCCAAGUCCAGCAAACAGGCCAAAGAUGUCUCUCGCAUGCGCUCAGUCCUCAUCUCCCUGAAGCAGGCCCCCCUGGUGCAUUGAAGAGCUACCCUGUGGAAACACUACGUCUGCAAUAUCUUAAUCCUACUCAGUGAGGCUGUUCACGUAAUUGGAUUAAUUAUGUUGAGUUCUUUUGGACCAAACCUUUGUCUUUAGAGUUGAUCAUUGUUUGUGAUUGCAUGUUUCCUUCAACUGUGUUCUCCCUGGCAUUCAGAGAAGGGAGGGGAGGAGGAGGAGGAGGGGAGGCGGAGGAGGAGGGGAGGGAUGCUCCCGACAGUAGCCUCAACCCAUGCUUUUGUGCAUUAUUCUGAGAAUAAAUUUCUGUUUCAAACAUUA